Messenger RNA from Trichechus manatus latirostris (Florida manatee), 4641 nucleotides. It is a transcript of the gene EGF, whose product is annotated as epidermal growth factor. NCBI's taxonomy places the organism in Eukaryota, Metazoa, Chordata, Mammalia, Sirenia, Trichechidae. The coding region runs from base 423 to 3752 and encodes 1109 amino acids. Gene Ontology annotation, cellular component: plasma membrane. Gene Ontology annotation, biological process: canonical Wnt signaling pathway. Gene Ontology annotation, molecular function: calcium ion binding; Wnt-protein binding; Wnt receptor activity. The record is from RefSeq and is a predicted model, not a curated record. The transcript has 22 exons.
UCUUUCAGCCUCAUCCAAGAGUCGUCGCUCGGGCUUUCUAUCAAUUCUUCCCUUUCUUUUGCCUCCCUAGCCUUUGCCUCACUGCUCUGCCUGUCACACUGAAGUCUGCUGCAGACCUGCAGACUUUCCCUGUUAAAUUCUGCUAAAUUUGACAUAAGGGUGUCAGGUAUUUCUUACUGGCUCCAGUAAACGCAGAUAAAGAAAUUUCUCUUGGAGUAUCCCUUUCAGGCUGCAUUUGGAAGCUGUCUUGAGUUGCAAGAGAAGGAAGCUGGAGGGUAAGAGCAAAACAGAAGAGUAAAAAGAUGCCCCAAGGCCUAAGGCCAACCUCGGUGGGCAAGCUUGGGGUCAGACACACUCACUUGGCCCGGGCCCUUCUCUAGCAAAGUCAACUUACUUUCUAUGGAAAGGUCAAACCCGUCAAGAUGCUGCAGCUCUUCUUUAUUGUUCUGUUGUCAGUAGUCUUUCCGUUCAGUUUUGUUAGCCUCUCAGCUUUGCAGCACUGGAACUGUCCUACGGGCCCUCCUGCAGGAAAUGGGGAUCCUACUUGUGUGGGUCCUGCACCCUUCUUAAUUUUCUCUCAUGGAAAUGGUAUCUUUAGGAUUGACCCGGAAGGAACUAAUCAUGAGCAAUUGGUGGCAGAUGCUGGAGUAUCUGUGUUCAUGGAUUUUCAUUACAAUCAGGAAAGAAUCUACUGGGUGGAUGUAAAAAGACAACUUUUGCAAAGAGUUUUUCUGAAUGGGACAAGGCAAGAGAGAGUGGGCAAUAUAGAGAAAAGUGUUUCAGGAAUGGCAAUAAAUUGGAUAAAUGAAGAAAUUAUUUGGUCAAACCAACAAGAAGGAGUCAUUACAGUAACAGAUAUGAAAGGAAACAAUUCCCGGGUUCUCUUAAGUAGCUUAAAUUAUCCUGCAAAUGUAGCAGUUGAUCCAGUAGAAAGGGUUAUAUUUUGGUCUUCAGAGGUGGGCAGUAGCCUUCACAGAGCUGAUCUCAAUGGUGCGGACAUGAAGAUUCUGCUGGAGACAUCAGAGAAAAUAACAGCCAUGUCAUUGGAUGUGCUUAAUAAACGACUCUUUUGGAUUCAGUACAAUAAAGAAGGAGGCGAUUCUUAUAUUGGUUCUUGUGAUUAUGACGGAGGUUCUUUCCAUCUUAGCAAACAUCUUACACAGCACAAUUUGCUUGCAAUAUCUCUUUUUGGUGACCGUAUCUUCUAUUCAACCUUGAAAAAGAAGGCAAUUUGGAUAGCCAACAAACACACUGGGAAAGAUAUGGUUAAAAUUAACCUCAAUGCAUCCUUUGCACCACCUGGCGAAAUUAAAGUAGUGCAUCCACUUGUACAGCCCAAGGCAAAGGGCGAUGCUGGCGAGUCUGGUCAGAAACUUUGCAAAUCGAAGAAAGGAAUGUGCAGAGACAGCGUGUGUAGGCAAGAGCCCAAGUACCACGUGUGCACAUGUGCGGAGGGAUAUACGUUAAGCCAAGACCGGAAGUACUGUGAAGAUGUCAAUGAAUGUGCCCUUUGGAAUCAUGGCUGUGCUCUUGGUUGUGAGAACACCCCUGGAUCCUAUUACUGCACAUGCCCUGUAGGAUUUAUUUUGCUUCCUGAUGGGAAACGAUGCCACCAAUUAGAUUCUUGUCCAAGCAAUGCGUCUGAAUGCAGCCAUGACUGUGUGCUGACAUCAGAUGGCCCUGUAUGUUUCUGUCCUGAAGGCUCAGCACUUGAGGCAGAUGGAAAAACGUGCAGUGGUUGUUUGUUAUCUGAUAAUGGUGGAUGUAGCCAGCUCUGCGUCCCCCUCAGCCCGCUCUCCUGGGAAUGCGGUUGCUUUCCUGGGUAUGAACUACAGCUGGACAAAAAAAGCUGUGCAGCUUCAGGACCACAACCAUUUUUGCUGUUUGCCAAUUCUCAAGAUAUUCGACACAUGCAUUUUGAUGGAACAGAUUAUGAAAUCCUGCUCAGUCAGCAGAUGGGAAUGGUUUUUGCCCUAGACCACGACCCUGUGGAAAAUAAGAUAUACUUUGCCGACACAGCCCUGAAGUGCAUACAGAGAGUUAAUCUGGAUGGUUCCAAGAGAGAAAGGCUUAUUGAGGAUGCAGUUGAUGUGCCGGAAGGUCUUGCUAUAGAUUGGAUUAACCGUAAAUUGUACUGGACAGACAGAGGGAAAUCUCUCAUUGAAAGGAGUGAUUUAAAUGGAACACAACGUGAAAUAAUCAUUAACAAGGACAUCUCUCAGCCACGAGGAAUUGCUGUUCAUCCAAUGGCCAAGAGACUAUUCUGGACUGAUAUGGGUAUUAAUCCACGAAUUGAAAGUUCUUCCCUUCAAGGAUCUGACCGACGGGUUAUAGCUACUUCUGAUCUGGUCUCGCCCAGUGGAAUCACAAUUGACUACUUAACUGACAAGUUGUAUUGGUGUGAUGCCAAGCAAUCAGUGAUUGAAAUGGCCCAUCUGGAUGGUUCAGAACGCCAAAGACUUGCCCAGAAUGAUGUAGGUCACCUAUUUUCAGUAGCCGUGUUUGAGGAUCACGUGUGGUUCUCUGAUUGGGCUUCCCCGUCGGUAAUAAGGGUGAACAAGAGGACUGGCCAAAACAGGGUGCGUCUCCAAGGCAGCAUGCUGAAGCCCUCAUCACUGGUUGUGGUCCAUCCAUUGGCAAAACCAGGUAGUGAAGCAGAUCUAAGUAAUCAAGUAACGCCACUGGACACCUUAUCCACGAGUCAAGCCUUUGAAGAUAACAUUACAGAAGGAUUGCAAUCUCAAUACACGCUAGUGGCUGAAAUCAUGGUGUCAGAUCAAGAUGACUGUGCUCCUGUGAGAUGUGGCCCACAUGCUCGAUGUGUUUCAGAGGGAGACAACGCCACAUGUCAGUGUUUGAGAGGAUUUACUGACAAUGGAAAACUAUGCUCUGAUAUAGACGAAUGUGAGAAGGACAUCACAGUUUGCGCUGUGGCCUCAUCCCAGUGUAUCAAUACGGAAGGUGGCUAUGUCUGCAAGUGCUUAGAAGGCUACCGAGUAGAUGGAAUUCACUGUAUCGACACAACUCCACCCUCUCAUCUCGGGAAAGAUGAUCUCCAUCCCGUCAGACAUAUCUACCCUGGAUGUCCCCCGUCACACGACGGGUACUGCCUCAAUGGUGGUCUAUGCAUGUAUAUUGAACAAGUAGACGAGUACGCGUGCAACUGUAUUGUUGGCUUCAUCGGGGAUCGAUGUCAGCACCGAGAACUGAGAUGGUGGCAACUGCGCCAUGCUGGCCCUGGGCGGCAGCAGAACAUCACCGUGGUGGCUGUCUGUGUGACUGGGCUUGUCCUGCUCCUCCUCUUGGCACUGUGGGGGACUCGCUAUUACAGGAAUCAGAAGCUCCUGUCAAAAAACCCAAAGAAUCCAUAUGAAGAGUCAAGCAAAGAUAUGAGCAGUAGCAGGCCUACUGACAGCGAGAUGGGGUUGUCUUCUUGCCCCCAACCUUGGUUCGUGGUUUUAAAGGAACACCAAGACCUCAAGUGUGGGAGUCAGCCUGUGGCCCUGAAGGAUGUUCAGGCAGCAGAUGUUGGUCAGCUUUCUUCCCUGGAACCAGGGUCAAUACAAACAACUUCAUACAGGAAGGAGCCCCAGGUUCAUGGAAUGGAUGCAGAGCAAAGCUGCUGGAUUCCAUCAUCGAGUAAUAAAACCUCUGGUUCCCAGGGAAUAGAGAAGAACCUUCAUCUACCCUUCUAUGUGGCUCGACCCAUUGCUGUGGGGGUUGAGCAGCCCCACUCUUCUCCAGUCAGCUAAGACGUUAUGGCAACAAAGGGCUCCUGAUCCACCAUGAUAAAGGCAGCCGACUCAGUGGAAAACCAGAACUAAAAGGAAGGUCAAGAAGAACAAACCGUGUCAAUGGACAGUAUAUUUCCUUUCCAAAAGUAGAGGAAAAAUACAGAUUCUGGCUCUAGAGCUAUCUCUACAACUAACCCUGGAGAUAAAUAUGUAGCUGUGCUUUUGUUUCUUCCUUCAAGAAAUCCCACUGCAAAUUUUCAAGUGAGAAUAACCGGGAGAAUCACUAGGUAACUCAUUAGAAACCAAAAUUGAGACCGUAGUGAUUUAUAAACGGUGUUGUCUCCAGUCAUCAAAUCUACAAACAGAUUUCCACCUCCUGCAGCCCUAGAAGAAAUCUGUGGUUAAAGCAGGCAAUCACACAGGUUUGGUCAGUUAUAAAUACAGUAAUUUCUUUUAUCUGGACAGAGCAUUUAGCUCAAUCUUAUGAAACGGUUAGAAUAUUAAAAUUACUGUUAAGAUGUAUUGCAGGCAUUUUGCUUAUCAUUGGUAUUUUCCAUGCCAGUAAUUUUGCAGAAUGAAUUGUAAUAAAUUAAUGAAAAAUGUCAUAACUUAGAACUUUAUUUCUUGAGAAUUAGAUGGUCUAUUUUUUCUACUUUAAAAUCUGUGAAUGAAAACAUUUAAUUUUUAAUAUAUUAUGCAAGAGACUGCAAUGUUUUUCAGUGAUUACUCUUCUUUCCCCUACAGAAUUUUUUUUUUCAGUGAAAAUGGUAACUUCUCCCUUUGUGUGUUUGCACAGAACCUUUUACUUAUUUUUAAAUGUGAGAUUGUUUCAUUUUCAUUAUGGACAGCAAUCAAUUUCUUCUAAUUAUUUAAAUAAAAUCACCAUGAAACAAACAUUUUAUUGUCC